Messenger RNA from Acanthopagrus latus (yellowfin seabream), 2148 nucleotides. Its product is annotated as sperm-associated antigen 16 protein. Gene Ontology annotation, molecular function: protein binding. Bases 69 to 1823 code for a protein of 584 amino acids. The record is from RefSeq and is a predicted model, not a curated record. Lineage: Eukaryota; Metazoa; Chordata; Actinopteri; Spariformes; Sparidae. The transcript is spliced from 3 exons.
UGUCUCAGCUUGGGCUACAGUUACCAUGGUCACAAGUAAACAGAAAGCUCAGAGGCAGAGAAGAGAAGAUGUCAGCAAGGAGAAAAGAACGAGCAGAUGGGGGAAACAAGGAGUUUUUCACUGAGGAGGAGGGGAGGAGUAAUGAGGAGAAAGACCUUGAGGAGGAAAUGACAGAGGCUGCCUCCUCUACUGAAACCAGAGGAAAACCUGGACCAUCCAAACAACAAAUCAUCCUCAUAAUCCCAGAGGCAGUAGACGACUUCCUGAGGAACUUCCUGCGGAGAACAAGCCUGAGCCGCACUCUGAACAGCUUUGAGUCAGAGUGGUACAAUUCAGCUCAGAAACUCCUGUCAGAAAAUAUGACAAAGGCAGCAACAGGCGUGUUCCUCAUUCCCGACGCUCUCACACACAGGCAACUCCUCCAGAAUGAGCUUGAAACUGUCCACAGAGAGACGGAGCUGAUCAGACCGGAGGUGCUGGUGACAGGGAACAGCUUGCUGAGGAUGCAGAGGGAGAGGGAUUUCCACCGCCUACGGUACAGACAAGUUGCUGAAGAGAAAAACAGGCUGAUUGAGGACUUCAAACGACUGAAGAUACACCUGCAGUCCUAUGAGCCAGCGGUGAAGCAGCUGAAAGACGAAUAUGAAGCAGCUCUGAGGCAUAAAAUGCUCAUCAGUCUGAAAAAGGACAAAGUUAAAAAUUCCACAAAAGCUAGACUGAAUCAGGAAAAAUCCCAACUCAAGAAAGAGAGAAGCAUCAAAAUGAGCAUGAGCAUAGAUAAAUCAUUAGCAAAAAGAACCACAACCAGACACCCAAAGGACAUAGACUUCUCCGUUUGCAGCAGACUGAUGAACUCUCAACAAGCUCAGGUGAACUUUGAAAAAUUGAAAAACCCCAGUCCUUUAAGUUUGUCCUGCUCCAUCAGGGCCCACAAGCUACCUAUCAGUUGCAUCGACCUCCAUCCACGAAAACAGAUCCUCGCCUCUGCCAGUGAUGACUGCAGCUGGAGGCUGUGGGCACUGCCAGCCAAUGAAGAAAAGAUUGGUCAGGUGGUUCUGACAGGCGUGGGUCAUUCUGAUUGGCUGUCUGGCUGCAGUUUUCACCCUGAUGGAUCAAAACUGGCAACAACCAGUGGAGACACCAAUGUGUGUCUCUGGGAUUUCUUUCAUGGCUGCUGCGUGUUGACACUGUGUGGUCACAGCCAGCCCACCUGGGGCUGCUCCUUUCACUCCUCUGGCCACUUUCUGGCCUCCUGUUCUGCUGACACAACAGCCAAGCUGUGGGACCUGAACAGCCAGCGCUGCCAUCUCACACUGCGUCGUCACACCGCCUCCGUCAACAGUGUCUGUUUCCUGCCCUUCACCAACCUCCUCCUCACCUGCUCAGCUGAUAAAGCCCUCGCCAUGUGGGAUGCGAGGCUCGGUGUCUGCACUGCUACCUUCGAUGGACACCAGCACCCUUGCAACCACAUUGCCUUCAGCCUGGCAGGCAACACCAUGGCCUCAUGUGACUCCCGAGGUAUCAUAAACCUGUGGGACAUCAGGAAGCCUGCGUUGGCUAUGGCCACAGUGGAUGCCGGACCGCUGGCCGCCAACCAGAUGUCAUUUAGCCCAUCAGGGAAGAUGCUAGCUGUUGCCAGUAGUGACGGUCUGGUCAGAGUGGUGGAGGUCGACUCCUGCGUGGUCAGCAUCCUGUCUGGAUAUAGUGAUGUUGUGCAAAGUGUGACCUUCGACCACAAGGGGGAGACUGUUAUGUCAGCAGGGACUGAUGGAGUGAUAAAGAUCUGGUCAAGAGAACAAGUGAAUCUGACGAUUGACAAUUAGAUGAUUGUGCGGUCAACAAAAUUUUCUUGUGAAAAUGUAUAAAUGAUACUCCUUCUGAUGGCUUACUUGAGAAGUAAACAUAGUGUGAAAAAAAAAAAUCCUGUGAUGUUAAAUGUCAUUUGAAACGAGUGGCUUUAUGGAACAGUCUAUAAGUGCAAAUAAGAAACAAUGCACAUAUUCACUGUAGAACUACACAGGCGUGUUAAUUAUAGUUUAUCCAAAACUGCUCAACAGAUAUACUCUAACAGUCUGUAAUUGUCAUUAAAAUUUAAAAUGAGGAACUUUGAAAUUAAAGAAAAAAUAAAUGUAUGAAUCCUAUUCUUGA